This is a messenger RNA of Eucalyptus grandis, 1810 nucleotides long. RefSeq lists its product as uncharacterized. The transcript is spliced from 11 exons. The record is from RefSeq and is a predicted model, not a curated record. Bases 249 to 1262 code for a protein of 337 amino acids. NCBI's taxonomy places the organism in Eukaryota, Viridiplantae, Streptophyta, Magnoliopsida, Myrtales, Myrtaceae.
AGAGAGAGAAAACAACUCCGACCACUCAUUUUUCCUUCCACUCCGACACCGAGGAAGAGGGAAGUGGGGCCCGUCGCCGCCGUCAGCGUGGACACGUGGCGGAGAGACGUUGGUGGCUGCCGCACCAGUUCAGCCUUUGGUUCCCUCGUGUGGCUCUACCGGCGCAGCCAUGGAGUGAAAGAGCAGAAGGAGGAGAAGGAGAACCCAAAGUCUGUAGCUUUCGUCGUGAAGAUUGGUGGGUUCUGUCCAUGAAAGCGAUUUCGACAUCAUCUUCUUCUUCUCCUCCUCCUUCUCCUUCGCCGCCGCCGUCCCACUUCGCGGCGUCCCUUCUUUCGUCGCGCUCUUACUCGAGCUGGAGCGGCGGCCAAGCCUCGCCGGCGUGCUUCCACCGGAGGAGGCUCGGCGGGGGCGAGACCCGCGUCAAGUUCGUCGUGGUCAUGGCCAAGAAGAAGAAGCCUCCCUCCCCAUCCUCCUCCUCUUCUUCUUCCCACCAGGCUUCCGACUCGACACCUCUGAGAAUCACAUCAAAUGUCAAGCAGAAUUUGCAGUUUCUGAAGCUGUGGAAGGAGUUCCAGAAGAGAAACUCCGGCAUCCCUAAGCCCGCUACCAGCUACCGCAGGAAGAAGUUGCCAAAGGAAGACCUUCUGGAUGAUGACAUGGAGCUCUACGGGGAUCCUACCCUUGCCCUCUACCAUACGAAUCAGGGUAUAGAAAGUGCAGUACCCGUCUUGCUUGUGGAUGGUUAUAACGUGUGUGGCUAUUGGGUGAAGCUGAAGAAACAUUUUAUGAGCGGCAGACUAGAUAUUGCUCGGCAGAAGUUGAUCGAUGAACUAGUUUCGUUUAGCAUGCUCCGAGAGGUAAAGGUGGUGGUUGUGUUUGAUGCAAUGAUGUCAGGACUUCCAACACACAAGGAAAUUUUUGCUGGCGUGGAUAUAAUUUACUCUGGUGAAUCUUGUGCAGAUGCAUGGAUAGAGAAAGAGGUUGUUGCCUUGAAAGAAGAUGGGUGCCCCAGGGUUUGGGUUGUGACUUCGGAUCGCUGUCAGCAGCAAGCAGCGUAUGGAGCAGGAGCCUUCAUAUGGAGUUGCAAAGCAUUAGUUUCUGAGAUCAAAACAUCUCUUAAGGAAGUGGAGAGGAUGCUUCAGGAACAAAGGACAAAUUCUUUUCAAGGAAAACUGUUGAAGCACAAUCUUGAUUCGGAAGUCGUAGAUGCACUCAAGGAUCUGAGGAAACAGCUCUCUGAAAAUGAAUUAAGGGAUAGCUGAGCAGGUUCAUUCGAAGAGCAUGCUCCAUUUUUGGCCCAUUGACAAUCUUUAGCUUCUGGCUUAUUAACCGUUUUGUGCUAGCCAGAAGAGGAGCUAGUACGAGGAGUUCUAUGGCCGAUAUAAUGGGGAGGAACUGUUGUAAUUGAGAAAUUGCUUGCUUCUUGUGAUGGGCCUGGGCCAUUGGCAAAAAUUUCAGGACCAGCAAGUGGGUUGUACAAAAGCUUGGAACCCAGAGGAAUCUCACUAGAAUGCUGGGUCUCUACAUCUUUUACCAAAGAGAAAAGGGAGAAGGCUGUGCAUUACUUGAGUUAGGAAAACGAACAAGGUUGAGAGAUUGAAAAGAUGGGACUGAGUGAUAGAAACUUGAACAAUUCUCUUACUAGGAGAGGUGAAUCUAUUGUGCAGAUAUCAUGCCAAUUUACGAAACUUACAGCUAUGGACCAGUUCUUUGUAGCUCUUGAAAAUCUCUGUGGAGCUAUAAAUUUCAAGGCACCAUCUUGUAUAUGUUUAAUUUCUACUAAGCAAAUGUCAUUGUUGAACUUAAAAUA